This is a messenger RNA of Ostrinia furnacalis (Asian corn borer), 3262 nucleotides long. It is a transcript of the gene trp, whose product is annotated as transient receptor potential. Gene Ontology annotation, biological process: regulation of cytosolic calcium ion concentration; calcium ion transmembrane transport. Bases 1 to 2454 code for a protein of 817 amino acids. The record is from RefSeq and is a predicted model, not a curated record. Gene Ontology annotation, molecular function: inositol 1,4,5 trisphosphate binding; store-operated calcium channel activity. The transcript is spliced from 12 exons. Gene Ontology annotation, cellular component: cation channel complex; plasma membrane. Lineage: Eukaryota; Metazoa; Arthropoda; Insecta; Lepidoptera; Crambidae.
AUGGGGAAAUGGUCGCUGCCAAAAGUGCUUUUUAGGACAUUCCAAGAGAGAAGUGACGAAAGCUUUUUAUUCGCAGGUCUCAUCUGGGCCGAGAUUCGCUCGCUCUGGACAGGAGGGCUGAUGGAGUACAUCAGCGACCUAUGGAAUAUCGUGGACUUCAUUACCAACAUGUUCUACAUCGCCUGGAUUAGCUUGAGGGUUGCUUCGUGGUACAUUGUGCAGCGCGACUACAAAAGCGGCAUGGACCCAUGGUACCCCCGCGAACGCUGGGACUCCUACGACCCCAUGCUGCUCUCUGAAGGUGCCUUCGCUGCUGGCAUGAUAUUCUCCUUCCUCAAACUGGUGCACAUCUUCUCCAUCAACCCUUACCUUGGACCGCUGCAGGUGUCCCUCGGAAGAAUGAUCCUGGACAUCAUCAAGUUCUUCUUCGUUUAUAUGCUGGUGCUGUUCGCGUUUGGGUGUGGCCUGAACCAGCUGAUGUGGUACUACGCGGAGCUGGAGAAGAACAAAUGCUACCACAACCCGAAUGGUAUGCCGGACUUCGACACGCAAGAACGAGCCUGCACUAUCUGGAGAAGAUACGCCAACCUAUUCGAGACCUCCCAGUCCCUCUUCUGGGCGUCGUUCGGGCUGGUCGACCUGACGACCUUCGAGCUGACCGGCAUCAAGAGCUUCACGCGCUUCUGGGCGCUGUUGACCUUCGGCUCAUACUCCGUCAUCAACAUCAUCGUGCUCCUGAAUAUGCUUAUCGCUAUGAUGUCCAACUCUUACCAGAUCAUUUCUGAACGUUCGGACAUGGAAUGGAAAUUCGCUCGCAGCAAUCUCUGGAUGUCAUACUUCGAGGACGGUGACACAGUUCCCCCACCUUUCAACAUCAUCCCUACUCCUAAACAUCUGGUGUGCUGGAUCAAGCACUGCUGUGGGAAUAGGGAACGUGGAUCUAUAAUAAACAAAUCUCGAGAAAAAGCCAGGCAACAGCACGAGGCAGUCAUGAGGGUGCUGGUCAGGAGAUACGUCACCGCGGAACAGAGGGCACGUGACGAGGUCGGAGUGACGGAGGAUGACGUCAUGGAGAUCAGACAGGACAUCUCCACGCUGCGCUUCGAGCUGAUAGACAUCCUCCAUAAUAAUGGGAUGAAGACGCCGAGGCUGAAGAUGCAGGAUUCCACUGUCGCUGGCAAGAAAGGCAAGGUGAUGGAGCGAAGGAUCCUCAAGGACUUCCAAAUUGGCAUCGUGGAGGGCAUCAUCAAGGACGUCAUCUCCAAGGAGAGCAAGCCCAAGGACGUCUUCAGCCAGAUCGCCAAGGCCAUAGUCAGGAGAGGAAGCACUGACAGCAAAAAACGCGACUGGAACGCAAUGGUGCGCACGAACACCGUCCGACGCGACCCUAUCGGAAGAACCUCUGAAGCGGAGGUCAGACGCAGCCGCCAGUCCCUCCGGGCACACAUCUUAGAGAACGUCAGCGCGAGGACCAUCGACCCUCAGAAGCUACUCGAAUACAACCCGAAACUUUCCGACGUGACGCCAUGCACCAGGGUGGCAUACGCCAAGUUCAUGCGCACCAAGAUCAAGUCGGACUUCGCGCUGCGCGAGGAGCAGAAGCAGAAGGGCUCCGUGGAAGAGUUCAGCCUGGAGGACGAGGUCUUUGAGACUCCCAAGAGGGUCGACUCGAAGAGGCAGAGCAAGAAUAUACGUAAAUCAUUCCGCACCAGAACUCCAAUUCCAGAAACAUCUGACGACGAGGUAUUGAAAGAACAUGAAAUGACUGUAGAAGCUAAUAUCGAGUCUAAAGAUUCCGAAGGAUGCUCCGAAAUAACCAGACCACUCAAAUCUUCAUCUCAAGAACCUUCAGAGCCCAGGACACCAGAGUUCGACCCCAUCAGCGACAGGCGUCUAACGCCCCCAGCGCAAUUCGACACCAAAGACCACAUCAUCCAGAUAGAAGAGCCAGAAUCACCCACCAGGACUCUCUGCAUGACCCAAGAUGAAGAUACCAAACUUCAAAAACCUAUAACUCCAACGCCUAGUAUUAAAUCCGAACAGAUCCUCUCAGCGUCUGCUUUAGACGGUCAGUACAAGCAAAUGAUGACUCCUCCACCAGUCAUAAUGACCCCACCCCCUCCCGAAAGUCCAGCCCCACCAAUACCCAUCCAGCAAGCCAUAUCCAGGCCAGCAUCUAGGUCCACCCUAACUAAGUCUCCAAUGCCAGAAUCUAGGUCACCUAUCCCAGAAUCACGGUCUCCGAUCCCAGAAUCAAAGUCGCCACAGCCAGAAUCGAGUUCUCGGCAAGAAUCAAGAUCUAGAUCUCCCCGACCAGAGACCUCGACAACUAGACCUAUGUCUUCGUUGGGGUCAUCCAGGGUGUCCCCUAGUCCGUCGCCUACGCCGUCCAUGGCUAUCAGUGAUAAGGGGAAGUCAAAAGUCACUGGCAAAAUGGUUUCUGGGUGGCUUUAGAUUGUGUUUAAAUUAGUGGUAUCAGUCGGUUUGAUCGAAAGAAAAAAAUAUCUGCGUUCAUUGUUUUAGUACUAGUAGUCUUUGAACGACCAUAAGUUAUUUUUGUUAAGAAAGCAGCCAUUAUGUUUAGUGAAGAUUCCAAAAGAGUAUGAGUUGGUAAGGGGUUUGAAAUGCUUAGUGAUAGACAUACAGCCAAUAAUGUGAUAGUAAGAACCAAUAUUGUCAUAAACGAUGAAGGUGUUUUUAUCGAUACCACUAAUAUUAAUGAAAACCAAUUGACUCUGUUGGGUCCUACAGUUUGGGUACAAAAGACCAAAAUCGACGUAUUAGUGAGAUAAUAAAUGCCUUGUAAUAGCAAUAACUAGGUUUAGGGCAAAAUUCGUUGAUGCUACAGAAACUAUUUAAAAAUAACACGCACGCGGUUUAAAAAAAAAUAGACAUCUCUCGUCUCGUCUGAGUCCUAAACACUUAUUAAGUUCAUAUUGAAACAGUAAAAUAUUGUAGCAACAGCGGAAACUUUGCAUAAGUAGGUAAAUUAGUUAACAAAAAGAAUUAAAAAAACUCCUAAAUGUGAAUAACGUAAGAAAUCUACUUGUUUGUUUGUGUUUGUUUAAAUUUAAAUUGGUUAAAAAUUAUUUGAGAAACCUACCAAAGAUUAUUACGAACAAGAUGAUUAAUAAUUACUUAACGGCAAAGAAAUCUGACAGGUUUAGGGUAGAUACACUUUUCUAGUCAAAAAAUGGCUAUAUCAAGUUGAUAGCUCUUACAACCACAACACUAGAGAUUAAUUAUAUUUUUAUAAUGUCCA